GAAUGAAUGAUGUGCAAACAGAGUUGAUCGUGCUCCUCGUCUUUCUAUAUUUUCUUACACUGAGUUCGGUGCAAUUGGGUUUUUCACAAGUACCUGCUGCUGUAUGGCGACUCUGCCAACAAUUGUUUACAACUUUCAACACCAUUGUACUUGUUUCAAUGUCACAGGUAAAAAUUGAAAGGUGUUAAUUUGACGACAAAGCAUUGAAUACACUUGAUAAAUGUGUCUUCUUCUCACAUAUUUUUUUUAAAUCAAAAGUCGGGAUGCGUAAAUCCUCAAAUUAAAAAAUACAUUUGCUUGAUGAAACCGGAAGCUCGAGCAUGAAAACAAGCAUGGCCGGCAGCAUUUGAGCGUCGCACCAGGCUGUCACUUUGCAAUGGCAGCCUGCCCCAACGGCGGUGAUGCGAAUGAGGACGUCUGCGAUCCUGGUGCGGCUCCUUAUGGAAACUUUAUCAAUUAUUACUCUUUUAACCCACCAGAGAACCGAUUAAGUCUGAUUCCCCGCACGCUUCUCCGGGAUUUAGGUUACAACGACAGCCGUCAAACAACACUGCUGCUGGACGUGGGCUGCAAUUCGGGGGAACUAAGUGCAGCUCUCUACAAACAUCUGGUGGAGACACCAAGCAGAACCAACGUUCACCUCCUGGGCGUGGACCUGGACGAGACCCUCAUUCUGCGAGCCAGAGAGAACAACACUCUCCAGGACGGCAUCACCUUUGCCCCGCUGGACAUCACUGGUGACUGUGUUCCGCUCCGGGAGCACCUGGCCCGACACGGGUGCUCUGUCUUCCACCUGACCCUGUGUCUGGCCGUCACCAUGUGGGUCCACCUGAAUCACGGCGACGCCGGCCUGCUGCAGCUCCUCUCCCGCCUGGCCACGUUCAGCCGGCACCUGCUCCUGGAGGCCCAGCCGUGGAAGUGCUACCGUUCGGCGGCCCGCAGGCUUAGGAAGCUCGGGCGCUCGGAUUUUGACCACUUUAAGAACUUGAACGUGCGAGGGGACAUGAGCCAACACGCCAGGGAGCACCUGGAAAAACACUGCGACAUGGAGAUGGUACGCAGUUUCGGCAGCACCACGUGGGACAGGAAGUUGUUGCUCUUUAAGCGGAAGUGACUGACAGUGGAAGUGCCAGUCUCCUUCAGUACCACCCAAAAGAACUCAAAUGUGUUUUCAAAUAAGAAACAUAGUAUUCGACAGUAUUUUACUUCAUACAAUAAAAGCAUUAACAUAAU
Syngnathus acus (greater pipefish) is the source of this 1233-nucleotide messenger RNA. Its product is annotated as pre-miRNA 5'-monophosphate methyltransferase. Gene Ontology annotation, cellular component: cytoplasm. Gene Ontology annotation, biological process: negative regulation of pre-miRNA processing; miRNA metabolic process. Gene Ontology annotation, molecular function: RNA methyltransferase activity; O-methyltransferase activity. The record is from RefSeq and is a predicted model, not a curated record. Lineage: Eukaryota; Metazoa; Chordata; Actinopteri; Syngnathiformes; Syngnathidae. The transcript has 2 exons. The coding region runs from base 377 to 1114 and encodes 245 amino acids.